CUUUCUUUUACGGCACAACGGAGCGAUUAUACAGUAGGAUUUUCCUGCCUGGAUAUUUUUAGCAGACUAGAGUGCUAGAGGGUGACAUAGGCUUCUUUUUACCGCUGUAAAACAUCUCAUUUCCCUGGGCAGACGGCAAGCUAGUAUGAUAAACUAAGUAUAUAAAAAUCAGCGAACUAAUAAAAAAUCCCAUCGACUUGUUUAGAUAAAACGUGUAAACAGCUCAUAAAAGAACAAUACAAAGUCAUCUCGAGCGUAAAAUCCUAUCUACCAGCGUAAUAUAUUUGAAACGCAAUACACGAGCUUGCAUUAAAUCCUUGCACAUAGCACUUAAACAACCCUAACUAUAACUACAUUAAUUCAGUGUAGUACGCACGCGCGUCGCGGCAUGACGCUCCCGCCGAGCAUCAUCCCCGACAAUGUAAACAAAAUGGACGUCCUCCCAAACGAAAACCUUUUCCGCGAGCUGAAAGAUGUCGCCGAAACCGGCUAUUACCAGUCGCGCACCCUCAAAGAUUACUACGAGCAAACGUGCUAUGAAAUGCAGAAGUACCUGAGCGAACCAGACUGCAAUCAUAAUAGCGCGCCUGAAACUCCUGCAGAAACGUCAAUACCGGUUGCAUCUAUACCUGUUGGCUUUGUAACUCUAAGAGUAGUCGAACAACCUAGGUACUACAUCGAGCCGAUCUUCCAACCGAUUCAUGUCAUCGAGCAGAUUGAUGAUACGAACAAUGUCUUCGUUGAAACCGAUCAAUUAGAUAAUGUAGUUAUUCAGGGUAUCGAUGAAAUAAAUAAUGUUAUUAUUGACGAAACACAACCGACUGACGUUAUAAUGGAGGGAAUCGAACAAUCAAAUAAUGUUAUUAUUGAGGAAGCUGAUCUAUCAAAUGGUAUAAUUAUCGAUGGAAUCGAUCCAUCUACUGAUAUAGUAUACUUUGAUCAAAUUGAACAAUCGAAUGAUUAUAUAAUUGAGAUGGUUGAACAGCCUGAUAUUAUAAUCGAUCAAUCAAAUGAGAUAAUUGUUGAUGGCAGUAAACAGGCUAUAAUAUUAAAUAAUUGUGCCGAAAAAGAUGAAAUUAACGUUGAAACAAUCGAGCCAAUCAAUGAAAUAAUAGUCGAUGGUACUAUCCAAUGCGAAUUGGUUGAGCAAAAUGUGCAAACAGAUUCAAUAGAACAGUAUCACUAUAUUGUAGAGGAAACUGCACAGCCUGCUAACAUAGCUGUAUGCAUAGAACGACCCAAUGUCAUUGUAGAACGCGUUGACCAACCAAGUGUCAUUGUCGAGCGCAUAGUACAACCGAGUGUUAUAGUAGAGAGAAGCAAGGAAGUAAACAACAUAAAUCAAAGAGAAGAAUCAACAGCUAAUAGUGGAACAAAUAGAUCAAGUAAUAUCACCAAAGCUAGUCCGACGAGCGUGAUAGUCAAUCGGACUCAAAAAGCAAUAAGCACUGAGAAAGUAAAUCCUCCAAUGGAUAACACACCGAUUCGGCCGCAAAUUUAUCUGCCGGAGCCAGAGGUACGGCGUAAACCCCGCCGACGACAUCACUGUGAAUUCCCAACAUGCAAUAAAAUAUAUACUAAAGUAUCUCAUCUGAAAUCACACAAGCGAUCGCACACGGGUGAAAAGCCCUAUAAAUGCUCUUGGGAAGGUUGCGCAUGGAGAUUCAUAAGACCUGAUGAGUUAAGGAGGCAUUACCGUAAGCACACUGGUUCUAAACCGUUCAGGUGCGAUAAAUGUGAGAGAAAAUUCUCAAGAUCCGAUCAUCUGACUCUGCAUACAAGGCGACACGAAUAAAUGAGGAAUUUCUAUUGGAAGUAAGUGAGCUUGGUGUAUUGCUCUAUGUUGUGACGAAUCAGUAGGGAUGUUGACGUCUUUAUGAAGGCAUAUUUUUCUAUUUCUACUAUCGAUAUAUUUGUGUCUUCUUAGUUGCUUGAUUUUGUGCAUUAUAUUGUUAAUUAUUAUGUUUCAAAUAUUUUAUUACCUACUGAUGCGCCCUGAUACAACACGGUACUAUAGUACGAAUUACGAAUUUCGCAAAAUUAAUAAUUACAUAUUUUUAGUAGUGA
Messenger RNA from Zerene cesonia (dogface butterfly), 2067 nucleotides. RefSeq names its product zinc finger protein 184-like. Gene Ontology annotation, molecular function: RNA polymerase II cis-regulatory region sequence-specific DNA binding; DNA-binding transcription factor activity, RNA polymerase II-specific. The transcript has a single exon. Gene Ontology annotation, biological process: regulation of transcription by RNA polymerase II. Bases 389 to 1795 code for a protein of 468 amino acids. The record is from RefSeq and is a predicted model, not a curated record. NCBI's taxonomy places the organism in Eukaryota, Metazoa, Arthropoda, Insecta, Lepidoptera, Pieridae.